Molecule: messenger RNA, 4447 nt
Organism: Capra hircus (goat)
Lineage: Eukaryota; Metazoa; Chordata; Mammalia; Artiodactyla; Bovidae
Gene: PHKA1
Product: phosphorylase kinase regulatory subunit alpha 1
Exons: 32
Coding region: 326-4006 (1226 amino acids)
Biological process (GO): glycogen metabolic process
Cellular component (GO): phosphorylase kinase complex
Molecular function (GO): calmodulin binding
Source: RefSeq, a predicted model, not a curated record
CGGAGCCACGGCCGGUGACCGGCAGCUCUGGGCCGCUGCAGUCUUCAGUCUCGCUGAGUGGAGCGGAGGAUGCAGGAGCCAUCCGCGGAGGCCAGACCCGCUUAAGGGAGGCGGCGAGCGGCGCCGGAGGCACUUCGGCUGGGCGCUACAGUGCUGGAGGCACGCGCGGGCGCGGAGGAGUGGUGGCCCCCCGGAGGCCGCAGUGGCCUGGCACUCGGGCUUCCCACACUGAGGGCGGAGCUGCGUUGGCACCUCCUUUCUUGGAAGAUCGUGGGCCCCUGUGGCAUUCUGGCCAGUCCUCUGAGGGGACUGGAAACCCAGCGCGAUGAGGAGUCGGAGUAACUCCGGGGUCCGGCUAGACGGCUAUGCUAGGCUGGUGCAUCAGACUAUCCUGUGCCAUCAGAACCCAGUGACUGGCUUACUUCCAGCCAGCUAUGACCAGAAAGAUGCCUGGGUCCGGGAUAAUGUGUACAGCAUCUUGGCUGUGUGGGGUUUGGGCCUGGCCUAUCGGAAGAAUGCAGACCGAGAUGAGGAUAAGGCAAAAGCCUAUGAACUGGAACAGAGUGUAGUGAAGCUGAUGAGGGGACUGCUGCACUGCAUGAUCAGACAGGUGGAUAAAGUAGAAUCCUUCAAGUAUAGUCAGAGUACCAAGGAUAGCCUCCAUGCCAAGUACAACACCAAAACCUGUGCCACUGUAGUGGGUGAUGAUCAGUGGGGACACCUGCAGUUGGAUGCUACCUCUGUGUACCUGCUCUUCUUAGCACAAAUGACUGCCUCAGGACUUCAUAUUAUCCACAGCCUAGAUGAAGUUAAUUUCAUACAGAACCUUGUGUUUUACAUUGAAGCUGCAUAUAAAACUGCUGACUUCGGGAUAUGGGAACGUGGUGACAAGACCAAUCAAGGAAUCUCAGAAUUGAAUGCCAGUUCAGUUGGAAUGGCAAAGGCAGCCCUGGAAGCAUUAGAUGAACUGGACCUGUUUGGUGUGAAAGGUGGGCCUCAGUCAGUUAUCCAUGUCCUAGCUGAUGAAGUACAACACUGCCAGUCUAUCCUUAAUUCAAUACUCCCCCGGGCUUCAACAUCUAAAGAAGUUGAUGCUAGUUUACUUUCAGUUAUUUCCUUCCCAGCCUUUGCAGUAGAGGAUAACCAGUUGGUGGAGCUCACAAAACAGGAAAUCAUCACCAAGCUUCAAGGUCGUUAUGGUUGUUGUCGCUUUCUACGAGAUGGAUAUAAAACUCCUAAAGAGGAUCCCAAUCGUCUGUACUAUGAACCAGCUGAGCUGAAGUUAUUUGAAAACAUUGAGUGUGAAUGGCCAUUGUUCUGGACAUACUUUAUCCUUGAUGGGGUCUUUAGUGGCAAUGCAGAACAGGUUCAAGAAUACAGAGAGGCUCUUGAAGCAGUCCUCAUCAAGGGCAAAAAUGGAGUCCCACUUCUGCCAGAGUUGUACAGUGUUCCUCCUGACAAGGUUGAUGAAGAAUAUAAAAAUCCUCACACUGUGGACCGAGUCCCCAUGGGCAAACUGCCUCAUAUGUGGGGACAGUCUCUAUACAUUUUAGGAAGCUUGAUGGCAGAGGGAUUUUUAGCUCCUGGAGAAAUUGAUCCCCUAAAUCGUAGGUUUUCUACUGUACCAAAGCCAGAUGUUGUGGUUCAAGUUUCCAUUGUAGCUGAAACAGAAGAAAUCAAAUCCAUUUUGAAGAACAAGGGAAUUGAUGUGGAGACCAUUGCUGAGGUAUACCCCAUCAGAGUACAACCAGCUCGUAUUCUCAGCCACAUUUAUUCCAGCCUAGGAUGCAACAGUAGAAUGAAACUCAGUGGAAGACCCUACAGACACAUGGGUGUCCUUGGAACUUCAAAACUCUAUGACAUUCGGAAAACUAUCUUUACCUUCACUCCACAGUUUAUAGACCAGCAACAAUUCUACCUGGCUCUAGACAACAAGAUGAUAGUGGAAAUGCUUAGAACAGACCUCUCCUAUCUCUGUAGCCGCUGGAGAAUGACAGGCCAGCCCACCAUCACCUUCCCCAUCUCACACAGCAUGCUUGAUGAAGAUGGAACCAGCUUGAAUUCAAGUAUCCUGGCAGCACUCCGAAAAAUGCAGGAUGGAUAUUUUGGUGGGGCAAGGAUUCAAACAGGUAAAUUGUCAGAGUUUUUGACAACAUCUUGUUGCACACAUUUGAGCUUCAUGGACCCUGGACCUGAGGGUAAACUGUACAGUGAAGAUUAUGAUGACUAUGAUAAUGAGCUGGAAUCUGGUGACUGGAUUAAUGGCUAUGGUUUAUCCCGUAAUGCUCACUCUGGUGAUGAAGUUGCUCGUUAUUUAGAUCACCUUUUGGCACACACUGCUGCCCAUCCUAAACUAGCCCCUACCUCACAGAAGGGAGGGCUAAAUCGGUUCCGAACUGCUGUGCAAACAACCUGCGAUUUAAUGUCCUUGGUGACCAAGGCCAAGGAGCUGCAUGUACAGAAUGUCCAUAUGUAUCUUCCUACGAAGAUAUUUCAGGCUUCCCGGCCUUCACUCAACUUACUUGAUUCAUCUCAUCCCCAACAAGAGGACCAGGUUCCCUCUGUUGGUGUAGAAAUACAUCUUCCUAGAGACCAGUCUGGGGAAGUGGACUUCAAAGCACUGGUUUUACAGUUAAAAGAGACCUCCAGCUUACAAGAGCAAGCUGAUAUCCUCUACAUGCUAUAUACUAUGAAAGGACCUGACUGGGACACUGGAUUGUAUGAUGAAGGGAGCAUGACAGUCAGAGAGCUGCUUACUGAGCUAUAUGGCAAAGUUGGAGAAAUUCGUCACUGGGGCCUAAUCAGAUACAUCUCCGGAAUCUUAAGGAAGAAGGUAGAAGCACUCGAUGAGGCCUGCACAGACCUUCUCUCCCAUCAGAAACAUUUGACAGUGGGACUCCCUCCAGAACCUCGAGAGAAGACCAUCUCUGCACCUCUGCCCUACGAAGUACUCACUCAACUGAUAGAUGAAGCCAGUGAAGGGGAUAUGAGCAUUUCAAUUCUUACACAGGAAAUAAUGGUAUAUCUAGCCAUGUAUAUGCGAACUCAGCCUGGCCUCUUUGCUGAAAUGUUUCGACUUCGAAUUGGUCUGAUCAUACAAGUUAUGGCAACAGAACUGGCCCACUCCCUUCGAUGCUCAGCUGAGGAAGCCACAGAUGGCCUGAUGAAUCUCAGUCCUUCAGCCAUGAAGAACCUCUUGCAUCACAUACUCAGUGGCAAGGAGUUUGGAGUGGAACGAAGUGUUCGUCCUACUGAUUCAAAUAUCAGCCCUGCUAUUUCAAUCCGUGAGGUUGGAGCUGUUGGAGCAACCAAAACAGAACGAACUGGGAUCAUGCAGUUAAAAAGUGAGAUAAAGCAGGUGGACUUUCGUAGACUGUCUAUCUCAACUGAAAGUCAGGUGAAACAACCACCUGGAACCUCUAUGAGUCUAAGUAGUGGGUCCUUCCCUAGUGUAUUUGGUCAACAGACAUCUAAAGAUAGUCGUCAAGGUCAAUGGCAACGCCGAAGAAGACUGGAUGGUGCAUUGAACAGAGUCCCAGUUGGAUUUUAUCAAAAAGUAUGGAAAGUUUUGCAGAAGUGUCACGGACUUUCUGUGGAAGGUUUUGUUCUUCCUUCUUCAACCACUAGAGAGAUGACUCCAGGCGAGAUUAAAUUCUCUGUUCAUGUGGAGUCUGUCCUGAAUCGUGUACCUCAGCCAGAGUACCGUCAGCUUCUGGUUGAAGCCAUCCUUGUCCUCACCAUGAUGGCAGACAUUGAAAUUCAUAGUAUUGGAAGCAUCAUUGCUGUGGAGAAAAUAGUGCAUAUUGCCAAUGACUUGUUUCUUCAAGAACAGAAAACCCUCGGUGCAGAUGAUAUCAUGUUGGCAAAGGAUCCUGCGUCUGGCAUCUGUACUCUUCUGUAUGACAGUGCACCCAGUGGCAGGUUUGGCACCAUGACCUACCUCUCCAAAGCAGCGGCCACCUAUGUGCAGGAGUUUCUGCCCCACAGCAUCUGUGCCAUGCAGUGAGGCCUCUAGGCCUGGCUGCCGGGAGCCUUUUGACAGCUGGUUCCUGCCUCGUUGAUUAUGCAUGGAACUGAAAUAUGAUGACCUGAUCACUCCUACCCUGUCCCUUGCCAACCCAUCUCUCCCAAGAAGAGCAAACUUUUCUGAUAAAAUAACUGCUUUAGAAUAUGUGAACCCUUGCUUGGAGGCAUCUGCUCACCCAGGCUCUUCAUUGCGAGCCUUCAUUCUUUCAUGGUUCAUAAAAGUGUGUGUUUUUAUUCUCUAGAUCUGUUACAAACUUAGUUUUCUAACUCCUGUUUGGGGCGCAGAUGUUAAUAAUAACUUAUUCCUGAAGUUUGAUUUUUCUUAUGUGUGGUUUCAUUGUGUAAAUGAGUGGUGGGUGCGUUGGGACAUUAUUUCAAGUGAAUAAAUCCUCAAUUGUUGGAUUUUAUGCUCCUAUAAGUU